Messenger RNA from Macrosiphum euphorbiae (potato aphid), 252 nucleotides. The record is from the annotation of a GenBank genome assembly. NCBI's taxonomy places the organism in Eukaryota, Metazoa, Arthropoda, Insecta, Hemiptera, Aphididae.
AUGCCAAACAUAGCUUUAACAUAUUUAUCUGAAGUGUCAAACAUUCCAAAAGAUAAACUUCAUUCAGAGUUAAAGAGUUUUGUUGCAGUUUUUCCAAAAAUAUCUACAUCAAUUAAAGAACGCACUCAGACAAUGUAUCAAGAGCAAUAUGUUUCAGAAGAUGAUGAUAAUAAUGAAGAAUCAAUUAAUGAAUUUUCUGAUAUAUUAGAAGACAAUACUCUUGAAUUAUUUGGUAUGUUUAAUAAUAACUGA